GAUCACUCUUGCCGUUGCGCCAUUGCGUCAUUGAUUGUGAACUAAAGUUCCCCUACAGGCGCUGCGCGCGUCCAGAACCACGACCAUGUCCCCACGAUGCCUCGACUCAAGGCUGCGACCGUCUCGGACCAGACUGUACGGAAGCGAAAACGGAAAGCGCGCGAUGAGGAGGAGACAACAGCGGCAGAGGGCGAAGGGGUGAAGGAGGUUCACAGGAUUGUUGGACCGGAUGGUUCAAUGAUCGACUCCAACGCGCCCGACCCGGCCACGACUACUACGAGCGUACCCACGAAAACACACGACGGAGGAAAGAAACCACGGCGAGCGCCCAAGAAGAACGGUACCGGCAAACCAGCUCUCGCGCGCAACAACUCGUCCACCCUAGUCGAGACGACGAUACCAUGGCCAGACCACUUCACGAAGCUCGCUCAAGUGCACCGCGCCGUAAGCCUCGUCUACACAUUCCUCUGCACGCGCAAGCACCUCGCGACGACCCUCGAAAACCUGCGCAGCACAGUCGAAGCCAACAUCCAACGAGAGUUAGUCAUCGAGGACGUAGCGCAGAUCACGGCCCUGAUCCCCAAGGCCAUAAACUUUGCCUACGUCGACGAAGCAAUGCUACAGAUCAAUUUGAUGGGCUCAGAAGAUAAUUUGCACGGAAGGCGAACAACCGACUUUGCGAUACUAGAACCUGAACCGGAUAAAGGCGAGCAUAAAGAGGUGCUGCUGUUUGAGUUCAUCGAUGGCGAUUUGAAGCGCCAGGUACAACACAAGAAAACGGGGGAGCCGACAAAGGCUACGACCAAGUUAAGAAAUGAGGAUCUGAAGAUGCCGGUGUACAGUCAGAAGCAGAUGAUGAAUUUGAUCGAGAAGAGGAAUGUCAAGUUUACUUCGGCGGUCAAUGGUUUUCUGAAUCAGUGUGCUGAGGAGGGGGUGGAUGCGGUAGAGAAGAUUUUGGAGGUGUCGAAAGCGUUCAUACCGGUAUCGACUGAGAGCCGGCAUUCCACACCCGGUCCGGAUAGAUCGUUGAUACCAGCUUCCAUACCGGCGGAUCGAAAGCCUAUCCCCGAUAUCCUGAACGAGAUCAAGACGCUUGAGUGGUACACUGGGCAGAUUGUGCCAGAUGGCCACCGUGUCUUCGACCCACAAGAAGCUGUCUACGGCGACUUGAACUUCGCCAUGUCGCAGAACCUCGUCAACGCGCUGUAUAACACGAGGAACAUCACGCAGCUUUACGCUCACCAGGCAGAGGCUAUCAAUAAUCUUUACGACGGACACAAUGUGAUUGUGUCUACUUCAACGAGUUCUGGUAAAUCAUUGAUUUAUCAGAUACCGGUUUUGCAUCAGUUGGAACAGGAGCCUAAUACGAGAGCUAUGUAUAUUUUUCCAACGAAAGCGCUGGCGCAGGAUCAGAGGAAGAGCAUGAAAGAGCUGUUGCGGUUUAUGCCGGGUUUCGAACAAGUUCUGGUUGAGACGUUCGAUGGCGAUACGCCUAUGAGCGAACGCAACUACAUUCGAGAUGAGGCACGUAUCAUCUUCACAAACCCGGAUAUGUUACACAUCACUAUCCUGCCGCAAGAGGAUGCCUGGCGGACAUACCUUCAGAACCUACGAUUUGUGGUAGUAGACGAACUGCAUGUGUACAACGGACUGUUUGGAGCACACAUGGCGUUCAUCAUGCGCCGUCUACGCAGGAUAUGCGCGGCGUUGGGAAACCGCCAUGUCAAAUUCAUUUCCUGCUCGGCUACAGUGGCCAACCCUGAAGAGCACAUGAAGACUAUUUUCGGUGUUGACGAGGUCAAGUUGACAGACUUUGACGGGUCUCCUUCCGGGCGCAAAGAGUUUCUGUGCUGGAACACACCGUUCAAAGAUCCUGGUGAUCCUACAUCUGGACGCGGCGAUUGUAUGGCGGAGACGGCGAAGCUAUUCUGCCAACUGAUGUUAAGGGGCAUCCGAGCCAUUGCCUUUUGUCGCGUGCGGAAGCAGUGUGAAGCGCUGCUUGCUGCUGUCAAGACUGAACUUACCAACCUGGAAAGACCGGAAGUUAUUGCUCGGGUUAUGUCGUAUCGAGGCGGAUAUACGCCGCAAGACAGACGGGAGAUCGAGCGAGAGAUGUUCGACGGAAAGCUCUGUGGUAUCGUGGCUACUAGUGCGCUGGAACUUGGUGUCGACAUCGGUUCCCUGGAUGCUGUCGUUACGGUUGGAUUCCCCUAUACUAUUGCCAACCUGCGCCAGCAAAGUGGUCGUGCUGGAAGGAGAAAUAAAGACUCGCUUUCCGUUCUGGUCGGCGAUUGCUUCCCUACCGAUCAGUACUAUAUGUCGAACCCAGACGAGAUCUUCACAAAACCCAAUUGCGCACUCCAAGUCGACCUAGAAAACAUGCUCGUCUUGGAAGGCCACGUCCAAUGCGCCGCCCACGAGAUGCCCAUCAAUGUGUCAGUCGACACAUCCUACUUCGGCCCCCUCCUCCCCAAAAUCGCACGAGAGCGCAUGCGCUGCGACAAAGAAGGUUUCUACCACGUCAACACGCGCUUCCUCCCGCAACCCUCACGCACGGUCGCAAUCCGCGACACCGAAGAAGACCACUUCGCCAUAAUCGACGUAACCCACGGCAAAAACACCGUGCUCGAGGAACUCGAAGCCUCCCGCGCCUUCUUCACGCUCUACGACGGCGGCAUCUUCCUCCACCAAGGAAACACGUACCUCGUCAAAGAAUUCAGCCAAGAACGCAUGCUCGCAAAAGUCGAAUACGUAAAAGUAGACUGGACAACCCAACAACGCGACUACACGGACAUCGAUCCCGUGGAAACAGAAGCUAUCAGGCGUAUCCCUGGUUCGAGAUCAAAAGCCUUCUACGGCCCCAUCAAGAUCCAACAAGUCGUCUAUGGCUUUUUCAAAAUCGAUAAGAAAAGGCGUAUUCUGGAUGCUGUGCAGGUUGAUAACCCACCUAUCAUACUGUUUAGCAAGGGCAUGUGGCUCGACGUGCCGAAAUCUGCACUCGAUAUAUUGAGGUCGCGGAGGCUGAAUAUCGCGGCGGGGAUUCAUGCUGCGGAACACGCUGUUCUGUCUCUCAUGCCCAACUUCGUGAUAAGUAUGCCUGGUGACGUCCGCACGGAAUGUAAAGUCCCCGAGAAAGAAUUCCUGGCGAAGGAAUCCACACGCAAACGUCCUGCACGACUGACGUUUUACGACGCAAAAGGCGGUGCCAGCGGCAGCGGGAUUAGUACCAAAGCAUUCGAGUUCAUAGACACGUUACUCGAGCAGGCGUGCCAACGCCUCACCUCAUGUCACUGCCUCGAAGGCUGCAACGAGUGCUGCAACGACGACGCGUGUAAACAGCACAAUCAAGUCAUGUCCAAAGCCGGCGCUAUGGUCAUCAUCAUGUGUUUACUCGGCCGCGAAAACAAAAUCGACAUCGAUGCGUUGCCGUGGGGCGAGGAGGAUGUGGAGGCUGGGUUUGAUACAGUGGUUGAGGCUGUGGGGGUGAGGAUGGCGGAGGGGAAAACGAGGGAUGGCGGGGUUUUGCCGGGGGAGGGCGUGGAUGGGGAGGAGAUGGUGAGGGCGAAACUUGUGGAUGGCGUGUGGAUUAAAGAGGAGGAAGAGGAGGAGGAUCAUUUUAGUAGGAGUAUUCAUAUGUAUAGGGGGGAGAGGACCUUUAUUGGGGUGCAUAGGAAGUGA
Alternaria rosae is the source of this 3678-nucleotide messenger RNA. RefSeq lists its product as uncharacterized. Lineage: Eukaryota; Fungi; Ascomycota; Dothideomycetes; Pleosporales; Pleosporaceae. The transcript has a single exon. Gene Ontology annotation, molecular function: nucleic acid binding; ATP binding. Bases 97 to 3678 code for a protein of 1193 amino acids. The record is from RefSeq and is a predicted model, not a curated record.